Molecule: messenger RNA, 6696 nt
Organism: Dunckerocampus dactyliophorus (ringed pipefish)
Lineage: Eukaryota; Metazoa; Chordata; Actinopteri; Syngnathiformes; Syngnathidae
Gene: pheta1
Product: PH domain containing endocytic trafficking adaptor 1
Exons: 4
Coding region: 1753-2601 (282 amino acids)
Biological process (GO): endosome organization; receptor recycling; retrograde transport, endosome to Golgi
Cellular component (GO): trans-Golgi network; recycling endosome; early endosome
Source: RefSeq, a predicted model, not a curated record
UAUUUUUGGACUAAUAAUAGUCUAUAGUCAACCAUGAAACAGUGGGCAUUAAUUUUCUAAAUAUCCUGAUAGGAGCGACUGUACCGGCUAUGACCAAUGUUUGUGCAAUGGUUCUGAUUGAUUUUCCAUCUUCUCCCAGAUUCACAAUUGCAUGUUUUCAGGCAUAAACAGAAGGUUUUCAUUUUGUUUGCACCUCUAAAUGCAGUCGGCCCAGGAAAACCUAUCCUACCCAAUCUGAAACUGAGCGUAGACAUUCAGCGCUAUUUAUUGAUUGAAUAAGCAAUUCAGUCGAACACACCAGGGCAAUAACACAUGUUCCAAUAACUUGGCUCACAUGAAAAAUGGGUGGGUUCAAAGAAAAGGUGCUAUCUUCUAUGUUGUGCGUCAGAUCCAGAGGGAAAUAUCUGGAAAUAAAAAGCUGAAAUGUUGCUCUCAUGUGGUUGUGGUUCUCAUAGUCAUUGUUUUAUGUCAAACCCAAAUGAAGGAUUUGGCCUCACUGUUCCAAUACUUCUGAAGGGCAAUAUAAGGUACUGCUACUGUAUAUGAAGUCUAUGGAGGUUGCUCAGGUAGUGCAACUCAUCAGGAUGGUUUUGAUUGUUUGUCAAGAGCAUGGAGGAGAUACAAGGACACAGGAUGGUUUACCUGGACAGAAAGCACCGGAAUUGCCUCAUGCAUUUGAUUCCACCAUUGGCGCCCUGAAGGCAGUCUCAUCACAAACCCGCUGUCUUCCCGUCAGGAGACGCAUUUUUACCAUUGUAAAGUGUCAACUCACAUCUGUUAUGUCAAAUGAACAAGUUGGAUACGUGUCCGUUGGUUCAUUCAUUCAUGCAUGUCACUCCUACUUGCAAUGCUGCUAUGGCAGAAGGCUCCCAAGGCAAAACAUGACAAUGCUUCUAAUGUGCAGGUGGCCAAUGUUGUGUACCCGAGGGCAACAGCGUAUAUCCAUAUACUGCAUGUGUGUGAGUGUGUGUUGGUAUGCUUGGGUUUGUGUGAAUGUUGUUUUGCAUGGCUGGCUCUUGUUGGAAAUAAAGUUGAAGUUAAUUUAAAUGGGAUUUGCCUUCAUUGUUUGCAAUUAAAUUUUAUGAAUAUAUUACAUGGAUCAGAAAAACACCUGGUGUCUACAAUGACAAGGGAUCCACAGUAAAAAUUCACUUUAGAUUUUACAUGCAUAACUGCUAUGCAACACGUGUAUAUGGAUUUCAUUAUCAGCAAAUGCUGUUACCUUGCUUUAAAAAAAAAAAGUUAGUCUAAAUAUUAAGUCUCUCUGAACUGCGCCUUUUGUGUAAAUGUUGUCACUGUAUAGGAAAUGUCUUUAAAAAUAUACAUAAAUUCUGUGUUGUUUUUUAAAUGUAUUCUGUCACAGACUAGUAUCCACGCAGAGGUUGCAGCCACAUAUUUGACAGUCGGCAUCCCACCUUUCCAAGGGCAGCGAUGGGAUACGCUCGUUUUAAGGUGUUGUAUUUGGAUGCCACUUAUACCAGGGAGGAAAGCAGCAGUCACAAAUCCCGCCCAUCUAACUGGUUCUUUUAAUACAACAUGAGCGCUCCUUGUUGGUCAUGUGACCUGGAAAAAUGGGAGAAAGAAGGAAGAGAGAUAAAUUCUUGUUCUACAUGGAUUUACCCAAGACGAAGCAUCCUUUGUAACGGUGUGGAGGUAUGAGAUUGGAAGGCUUGUUAACAAACCACGAUGGAAGCAGGGGACAGCUUGACGCAUGAAUAAAGCACCCACCGAGGAAGAAGAGGAGGAGUGACGAUGAAGCUGAACGAGCGCAGCGUGGCUCACUACGCCACCUGCAACUCGCCGCCCGACAAGACGGGCUUCCUGUUCAAAAAGGGCGAGCGCAACACAGCCUACCACCGCCGCUGGUUCGUCCUGAAGGGAAACAUGCUCUUCUACUUUGAGGAGCGCGACAGCCGCGAGCCCAUCGGCGUCAUCGUCCUGGAGGGGUGCACCGUGGAGCUCUGCGAGUCGGCCGAGGAGUUCGCCUUCGCCAUCAAGUUUGACUGCGCCAAGGCUCGCGUGUACAAGAUGGCGGCCGACAAUCAGGCUGCCAUGGAGUCGUGGGUGAAGGCGUUGUCACGAGCCAGCUUUGACUACAUGAGGCUGGUGGUGAAGGAGCUAGAGAGGCAGCUGGAGGAGAUCCAGGAGGCUGCCAAUGGAAGCAGGGCAAAGACAUCCAGGCGAGGGUCCAAAUCACGAUCUGGAGCAUCGUCAUCAUCCUCUUUAUCAUCAUCAUCAUCAAGCACCUCUUCCACAUCGGCCUCUGGACAAAAGAACCAUCAGGAUGAUUCCCAGCUCAUAUCCGGAUCUUCCAAGGAGAACGGUGUCGCGUGGAACAAACCACACUCAGGCUUAGCCAACGGUUCCUCUGACGGAGUGUCCUCCUGUGUGGCCUGGGAGGGUGGGGCUUACUCUGGGAAUAGCUGCAUGGUGAUGGGUCACAGGGCCAACGGGGUGAAGGCGCCACCGGUGCCACCCAGAAGAAGAGGAGCCUCUCUGGAGAGCCCCGUCUGUCCCGGCACGGGAUGCUUUACCAAGCUUCAUAACUGGUACGGCCUGGAGGUGGAGGAACUGAGGGCCCAGUGGCUGCAGAGCCAAUAAACUUAUGGAAUAUAAGAAUAUAUCAUUCCAGUGGCUGGAGCCUAUCCCAGCUGAGCUAAUGCAAAAGGGAGAUGACAUUCUGGACUGAUUACCAGUCAAUCACAGUCAGCUGUGUGAACCACGACACUAUCAAUGGCAAAUACAUCAUUCCUUCCCAACAAAUGCUUUGCUUUACCUCUGAGAGAGGACUAAAUGGUGAUUGACACAACAUUCAGUCUGGCACAGGAGGACCAAUCAAUCUGUCUUAUUUACUAGUCAGUUUGGGAUAAUGCAACAACAAAAAAAGUCACAAAAAUAUCCAUAAUUCAUUGCUUUAUGACACAAAGUAGUAUUGAAAAUGUAGCUAACUUUCACUGCAUGUCUUAAUGUCUAAUUCUAAUUUAGUGCCUAUACUCUGUUUACAUUUACUUUCAAGUGACCCAUAUCUUCUGAACUUACAUUUACCGAACAACAAAAGCAACAACGACACAUCGCUACAGAAACACUAUACAUACCGUUUAGUUUGGCUUGGCACGCAACUUCAGCAUUACUGUACAUUGUUUACUUAUUUAAUAAUCUGUGCACCCUCUUCUGCUUUUUUUGCAGUAUUUGAGUUGUUCAGGUAGACCCUAGGUUCCCAAAGUGGGGUACAUGUACCCACAGGGGUGCGGCAAUUGUAGUUGGGGGUACGUGAAUAACAAUUAACAACAAUUAGCGCCUAACACUCACAAUUACAAGUGAGCCUGAGGAGAACAGAGCAGGAAGCAGACAGAGCAUGAAGUUGUUCAUUGCUCCUUGUGCUUUGUAUAAACAAAUAAGUAAGUUUGAUGAUUAUUUCAUGUGGGCAUUCCCCUUAAAAUUAGGCUUUAUCGUUGAUUGAAUGUAUUUUUUUUACUUCGAAUACAGCUUUAUCGUGAUUGUUAAACAUUCCCCUUCAAUUUGGUGUUAAAUUAAUAUGCAUACUUCAACCAGAGUGGGCAAAACAAGUGAUACACAAAUUCAAGCCAUUCAAACGGAACGGAUGCCAACAUAAAUGUAAAAGAUAUGUAGGAUGGUUACUUAUCUAUUCAUCACUGCUCAUGUGGAACUUUAUCAAAAUGUGACCAUGUAAAAUGCAUAUUUUUGACCCGGAAUUAUAAGAUUCAUUCAUCACUUAAUUAUUUUCAAUAGUUCAAGUUAAUUAAGAUAAAAAUGUGUAUGUUUUUUUUUUUUUGAAGUGUGCAGGAGUAGGGGGUACUUGGCGUCAGGUCAAAUGUCUGAAGGGGUACGCAAGUGUAAAAAGUUUGAGAACCACUGAGGUAGACUAAUUCAACAAACUAAAUUAUAGCUUAAGGGACUUUUGGAAUUCUGUACAGUAUUAUAAAGGAUCCUAACAUCAUCUACGCUGUAAAAAAUGGUAAUCUAUGCAAGAAAAUAUAUAUUUGGGAAAAUUUAUCUUGCCAGGCACUGAACAUCUUUGAGCAAUUUGCUUAUUUUCAUAUAUCUAUGCAUAUUGCUGAAGAUAUUGCAGACAUUUUCUAUGAUAAAAGUGCCUGGUAAGAAAGAAAAUGUCUUUUUAGUAUUUUUUUAAAGCACUUUUGACCUUUUGAUUUCUACUAAUUGCAGUGUGGCACAUUUUUUCCCUAUCUGGGACAGUUCUAAUAAAGUCCUCAGAGAGCCAUCGUAACUGAUAGAGCAAAUGUAUAUUAUUACAUAUUAUGAGCAUUUUGUGGGGCUGAGUUUCAAUUCACACACUUCCAUAGUUCCACUUCAAUAUGCAGACUAAGGACAUGCAUACUUAAUUCUUGAGGGCACAAGUUUUGACAGCGUAGUGGCGUCCCAAAUCGAUUACUGUCGUUGCAUACUUACUGAAAGUGACAAUUGUAACAUUUAGAUCUGCUUUCUCUUCUCUCGUUUUUUUAAUUGUGAAUUGCAACCACUCGAGUUAGUCCCUCCCCUUCCGUACGUAGCCAAGAUGGUGAUGAUCGAGGGUGGUUGGGAUCCAUCGCUGCACACUCACCAUUUGUGGUGUGACGAGUGCAAUAGCCAGGUACUAACGCGUACUGCAUUUUGCCAUAUUUCUCAGUGGAAUGCGCUUAUGCGUAUGCUUACAGUAAGUGCAGUACAGGCCAAAAGUUUGGACACGCCUCACUCGAUGCGUUUUGUUUAUUUUCAUGACUAUUUACAUUGUAGAUUCUCAAAACGAUGAAUGAACACGUGGAAUUAUGUACUUAACAAAAAAGUGUGAAAUAACUAUAUAUGUCAUGUAUUUUAGACGUGUAUAUUUUAUGUCUUAUAAUUGUUUUUGAUAGCGCUGCAAACCCUUGGUGUUCUAUCCAUGGGUACGUUUACAUGCAGUCAAAUAACCGGAAUAUUAGCAAGAACCCGGUUGCGCACGGCCAUGUAAACACCAAUAACCCUUUUGGAAAAAAUGGAAUGUACAGUUCAUUUCUACAAUACAGUUCAUCACUACAAUAACUACACAACUACAAUAAUAACAAUGUCACUGUAGCUCCAUUUACAGCGUUUUUGGAGAUUUUUCUUAGCUGUCUCUCUUUAUCUGUUUUUAUAGCUUUAGAACGCACAGAAAAAAGAACAACGUGUGUUUAUGUCUCACAAGGAUUGUGGAUGAUUCCAAAAACAGUGUUCCUUUAACUCAAACGUAUGAUUAUUUUUGGGGAUGGGCAAAAUUCCAAAAACAGUUUUCCUUUAACUCAAACCUAUGAUUAUAUUUGGGAUCAACUGUUGCCUGAUGACAUAUUUCCAUUCUGUUCUUCAUUCAAAUGUGAGGACAUUUGUGUGUGUGCGUGUAUUUCCCGCUUACUCUGCCAUGACACCUAUUUGAAGUGGGUCACAUGGAAGAAUGUGGAGAAUUUGGUCACUUGAAACGUAGUAGUGUAAGUCUAACCAUUACAAAUAUAACAAGUGCUUCCACGUAGGAGUGUAGUGCGUACAUAUGCUUUUGCAGUCAUAGUUAAGUCCGUUUUUUUUUUUCAAUUUAAGUCAAGAAACAGAUGUGGACUAUUGGUGAAAUCAUAUCACAUGAGAUGAAGACAGCAGGUUGCUAUCAAGAUGUUUAUAGCUUUUUUUUUUUGCAAGUGGCUUGACAUUGGAUAUCGCUGAGGUUUACAGCAUUUAAGUGGUGCCCUUCAUCAUUUGGCUGCACAAUCAAAUCAUCGUGUUCCUUCACAGUUCACAAAGCCUGUGUAUCAGUGAACAUCUAACCUCAUGUUUCCUCUUCCAUGUUGGAAGCACACCAGCGCCUCCAUGGUGACUCAGUCAGUGCACGUUCACAAAGCAUUUACUUUGUGACUUUGCCGUUGCCUUAAGUUUAUUUUUAUAACCAUUUUCCAGUCAAGUGUUAUCACAGGACCAGAUUUCUUUCUAUUUUGGAACUUCCGGGUUUUUUUUUUCUCUUUUUUUUUCUGUGAGACAUUUCAGCAGUGGCUGGGUGGCUUCAUCCGCACCAAUGCACAUUAACAUUAUUGUUGCACACUUGACUUUUGUAGAAGCGAUGGUACAAGAGGGGAUGCGUGUUUAUUUAAAUCAUUUUAACACGGAACUAUGCUUUUGGCAUAAUAUUACGAUCACAUCCAUGUUUAUUGCCUUCAACUGACAGUUUUAUGUCACCAUAGUAUGUCGAUUGAAGCCCUUUAGUAAAUAAUCACAGCUAACAAAUAAUUAGCUUGUUCAAAGACUCAAGUGACAUUUUUCAGUGAUGUUAUUUUAUCAGUUUUUUUCCAUUGUAACAUUGUUAUCUUUGCACAUGUGUUCUUAAAAGUAAUGAUUAAUACCAAACAUAAUGUACUGUGAUGAUUGUGGUACUGUUAACUAUCUGUCAAUAGAAUCUGUUGAUUCACUUAAACUUUUUAAAAUCAUGAUGACUUAAAUCACACAUUGUACUAUAAUGAAGUGCCAAUUUAAUGAAAGUCUCAGACUUUAAUAGAUUUUUUUCCUGUUUGUUCAUAUUUUUUUUAAAUGUCUUUACAAAUGUCUGUGUUUAUUUUAUUUUUUUUAAAUUGUCUUUACAAAUGAGUAAGGUUCUGAAAAUCCGUAAUCAAACAUACUCUGAAGAUGAUGACGGUACCCUCCAAUGUGUUUAAUCACUUGUUGAAACUACCGAAUAAACUAUCAACA